This is a messenger RNA of Eriocheir sinensis (Chinese mitten crab), 2106 nucleotides long. RefSeq lists its product as uncharacterized. Gene Ontology annotation, biological process: transcription elongation by RNA polymerase I; nucleolar large rRNA transcription by RNA polymerase I; RNA polymerase I preinitiation complex assembly. Bases 338 to 1573 code for a protein of 411 amino acids. The transcript is spliced from 8 exons. Gene Ontology annotation, molecular function: DNA binding. NCBI's taxonomy places the organism in Eukaryota, Metazoa, Arthropoda, Malacostraca, Decapoda, Varunidae. Gene Ontology annotation, cellular component: RNA polymerase I complex. The record is from RefSeq and is a predicted model, not a curated record.
ACAUUUAUAGACAGGCUCUCUUGAAGGCCCCCAGCCGCUACACGUGUUUCAGGGGGCCAAUGACACAUAUUUAACACACUUUUUUUAGUACUUUCGGGCAUUUCCAGGGGUACUUCAACGACCCUAAUGGUAGUUUGAUCCUUCUUCUGUACUAUGAACCUGAAGGAACACUCAUGAGAACCUGAUUUAUCUUAUUUUUUGGCCUUUGAAAAUACUUAACGUUAGAGGCGGAUACCAACCUCAGUCUCAGGGAAGGGAAGGUGGUCUGUUGCGUCUGUGUGUCUGUCUGUCCGGGCGUGAAAAGCUUAGUGGUGCUAUUAUAAGCUUAUUAGCCGUCAUGAAGCAAGAGGAGGCGGAGGUUGAGGUGGAGAAGGGGCCCAAGAUGAAGAGGAGGAAGUAUCUGGUAGAGGACGUGGUGACCAAGAGCGCCAACAAGAUUGAACCUUUGCUGGUGGACUUUGCCAACGGUCAGCCUCUGCACGGUGCGGACCUGAGAGGAACUCUGCACCGCGUGUCUGACAAGCACGGCGUCCACGCCAAGAACAGCCUGCUGACCGUCCAGACCCCCAUCCUCAGCUACACCGGGACGGAGACCCGCGCACGGCAGCCUGGCAGCGUCAACACCUUCCUGGGGCUGCUGGACAAGGCCACAGGCAGGAUCCGUCUGGUGGAGGCCAGCCAGUACACGGUGCAGCCCGUGAUACAGAAGCUUGCGUCCACAGUCACCGGCCGAGGGUUGCCUGACACUGCCACUUACAACGAGAAGCAGGAGGCCAUCGCUGCCGCCUUUGGGAGCAGGAAGGCCAAGCAGCAGGUGGCCAGGCGGCGCCAGAACCAGGUGGAGGCAGAGACCAUGUCCGGGGCCAUAGACCAUGCAGCGGCCGUGGCUGUGGACUCCAGCGAGGCCGUGGGCCGGCAUCUGGAGCAGCAGGAGGAGACGUCCCUGGUGGGCAUUCUGCCGCCCUGCAACAGGGAGGCCAGCCGGGUGGAGGACGUGUACUGCCUGCAGGACCUGGCCCCGGAUGACUUCCUGGCCCACAUGGAGGAGUCGGCCACAGCCAUCCUGACGGCCCAGCAGGAGCUUGACCCCAAGAGCACACUACUCUUCCGGGAGAUGGUAGAAAACGCCAAGCACGAGAGCAAGUUUGGGGACCAGCUGAGACUGUGCUGUGUGGCGCUGCUCGUGAACCACCUGCUGGCCUUCCUGACCUGUCGCGGCAACCUGCUGAGGGACUUUGAGAAGGGGCACCUCAUGGACGGCUGCUGCAGGAGGGUGGCCGUCUGGGUCGUGCAGGAGUACACACAGAAGCAGGGCAGCCUUUUAACGAGGACACAGAAGGAUGAGGACAGAGUGCUUUGUCUCCUCCUGAUCCUGGCCUUCAUAUCCAACAAGUACGAGCUCCCUGUCAGCACAUUGCUUCAGUCCGUCCCCAUAAAGAAGGAGAGACUGAAUUUACUGAUGCGGGUCAUUGGUGCAACCUACAAGGCCACCACCCACUCCUUCCAGCUCAAACUGCCCCUCGCCAAGCUGACUCAGAACGUGAAGAAAAUCAGAGGCACAAAAUCAAGAUAAACAACCCCCCACUGCUAGAAUGUGUCCCUCUCUCUGCAUGGUGAUGUUUUUCAAGGGUACAGAAUGUUAGAAAUGAGCAGCAGCUGUGUGUGAUGAUUGUUUUGGCUGUACCUGUAUUUCUUUGUGCAGUGGACCUCCUUACUCCCUGACACUGGGAAGCACUGGCUGGGGCCACUGCUUGGUGCUGGACUGUAACAAUGGUUGGUUGUCUUUGUGGCAGCACUUUGUAAGGCAGUGUAGAGGUAAUAUUCUUCAGGCCCAGCUCGGCACAAUGGUGUAUCAUGCACAGCCACAGGACUAAUCAUAUCAAGCGUUAUAAAGUGUGACAUUCAUACUUGUAAAAUUCUUUGAAUGGAGGUCUAGGGAAAUUUGUCUGGUGUGUAAUUAUUUAUUUUGUAUCACCAAUAAGAAACACUUCCAGAUGAAUACUUACACUAAAGGAAUUACUGUCUUCAUUCAUAAAUUUUGAACUUGGGAAAAUUACUUUCUACAGCAUUGUACCAUGAUUAUGCAACACUGCAAGACAUCUGAAA